Messenger RNA from Phaethon lepturus (White-tailed tropicbird), 874 nucleotides. RefSeq names its product coenzyme Q2 4-hydroxybenzoate polyprenyltransferase (gene COQ2). The annotation marks the transcript as partial. The record is from RefSeq and is a predicted model, not a curated record. Lineage: Eukaryota; Metazoa; Chordata; Aves; Phaethontiformes; Phaethontidae. Gene Ontology annotation, cellular component: mitochondrial inner membrane. Gene Ontology annotation, biological process: ubiquinone biosynthetic process. The transcript has 6 exons.
GAGCCGGGCUGCCUCCCGGACUGGCACAUGCUGUCCCUCUUCGGCGUCGGAGCCGUGCUCAUGCGCGGCGCCGGCUGCACGAUCAAUGACAUGUGGGAUCGCGACUAUGACAAAAAGGUUGCAAGGACAGCAAGUAGGCCCCUGGCAGCUGGAGAUAUCUCCACUUUUCAGUCCUUCGUUUUUCUUGGGGGACAACUUAGCUUGGCACUUUGUGUGCUUCUCUGUCUGAAUAACUAUAGUAUUGUUCUGGGAGCAGCCUCAUUGUCUCUUGUGAUCACCUACCCUCUGAUGAAGAGAAUAACAUAUUGGCCACAGUUAGUUUUGGGACUUACAUUUAAUUGGGGAGCCCUUCUUGGCUGGUCUGCCAUCAAAGGGUCAUGUGAGUGGUCUGUGUGUUUGCCCUUAUACUUAGCUGGAGUAAUGUGGACACUGGUGUACGAUACCAUUUAUGCACAUCAGGAUAAGAGGGACGACAUCAUUAUCGGUGUGAAGUCAACAGCAUUACAGUUCAAGGAGGAUACGAAGCAGUGGCUCAGUGGCUUCAGCCUUGCAAUGCUCCUGAGUUUGUGCGUGGCAGGAAUGAAUUGUAACCAGACGUUCCCUUACUACUCGUCUGUGGCUGCCAUAGGAGCUCACCUAGCACACCAGAUUUAUACUUUGGACAUAGACAAACCUGAAGACUGUUGGAAGAAAUUUGCUUCCAAUCGUACUGUAGGAGUUCUGCUCUUCACAGGGAUUGUGCUUGGAAAUCUGUGGAAACAAAAAGACUCAAAAAAUGUAGAAGAGCCUUUAGAAAACAGGUAGUUGAAAUUGCUGUAAAUACUGAUAUUUUAGUGCAGCUAAAAUGUAAGUACUGUAAGAAGGAAAACACUUU